AUGGACGACGACAUGGUAUUUGAUCCAUCUUUAAAGAAAAAGAAGAAGAAGAAGACCGGUUUCGACUUAGAUGCCGCUCUCGCAGGCGAACAAGGUGAGAGCACGAGCGUGGAGGCGCCCGCUGGGUCGGGUGACGUCGACUUGCCUGAGGAUGAUAACCUCGAUUUGGAUAAUUUUGGCAAGAAAAAGAAGAAGAAGAAGAAGGGAGUCUUUAACAUGGAAGAACUUGAAAGUACGUUACCGGAAACACCUCCGGCCGAAGAGCCGGAACAGCAGGAGGACGAAGUUAUUGACGAUUUAGAUCUAGAUAUUGACUUCUCUAAAACGAAAAAGAAGAAGAAGAAGAAAAACAUCGAGGAGCUUGUCCUUGAAGAUGACACCAAGGGAGAAGAUCAAGAGAAUGUCGAGGAUGUUAGUGGUGAUUUAUGGAGCGGCACAGACCGUGACUACACGUACGACGAGCUACUAGAGCGAGUGUUCGACAUCAUGCGAGAAAAGAACCCCAGCAUGGUUUCUGGUAAAAAACAGAAAUUCAUCAUGAGACCUCCACAAGUUGUUAGAAUUGGUACUAAGAAAACAUCAUUUGCCAACUUCACAGAGAUCUGUAAAACUCUUCAUCGACAGCCUAAACAUUUAUUAGACUUUUUAUUGGCUGAGUUGGGUACAAGUGGGUCCGUGGAUGGUAACAGUCAACUCAUUAUCAAAGGUCGUUUCCAACAGAAACAGAUAGAGAAUGUACUGCGUCGGUAUAUUAAGGAAUACGUAACAUGUCACACAUGCCGCUCCCCUGACACCAUCCUCCAGAAAGAUACUCGAUUAUUCUUCCUUCAGUGUGAAACAUGUGGUUCCCGUUGCUCUGUGGCCAGCAUCAAGUCUGGUUUCCAGGCUGUCACCGGUAAACGUGCUGCCAUCCGUGCAAAGACUGCAUAGAGUAUUAGUGCUUAGUGAUAAACUAAUUAUACAGUCAUGGAACUGGGGUACAUACAGUCGUGGGCCUUAUUUUUGCUGUAAUAUUUUUCUAAACAUUGUCAGCUGUAAUCUGGUGCUGGCCAUUGUUAUUGUGCAAUUGUAAGUAGAUAGACAUAAAUAUGAGGUACACCUAAUUCCUCUAUGUACCUUUGGUAUUUAUUAUUCAAAAUCAAUUGAUCUAGAAUGAACUACUUUAAGUUCUUAGUAAAAUUGUAUACCAUUUAGUUGCAUUCUUCUGUCAAAGUUAUGGUAAUUAGUGAUGUGCUCAAAGUUUUUGUGAUUGGCUGAAUGAGGUAUUGCCUGAGUGUACCCCAUUUUAACCCCUAUAUUUAUGUAUAGCUCACUUCUGUAUUAUUCUCAUUGAUACACAAUGGUUUUAUAAA
Molecule: messenger RNA, 1352 nt
Organism: Spodoptera frugiperda (fall armyworm)
Lineage: Eukaryota; Metazoa; Arthropoda; Insecta; Lepidoptera; Noctuidae
Gene: eIF2beta
Product: eukaryotic translation initiation factor 2 subunit 2
Exons: 1
Coding region: 1-930 (309 amino acids)
Biological process (GO): formation of translation preinitiation complex; translational initiation; formation of cytoplasmic translation initiation complex
Cellular component (GO): eukaryotic translation initiation factor 2 complex
Molecular function (GO): translation initiation factor binding; mRNA binding; translation initiation factor activity
Source: RefSeq, a predicted model, not a curated record